AUGUCUCGCUGUAAAGGAUCGAAUGGCUUCACGGAUCCCACCCGAUCCCGCGUUCGAGGGGACGUUGUGAUUCCUAACGUGCACAUUGGUGCAGACACCGCCUCUGCGACAAGUCCGACGAGGCGGGCAUUCCGUGAUGCGAUCGAACAGCGCAUGUUUGCGGAGGACAUGUUGCAACUCAGAGGAACGUACUUCCCGGGCCUUGCCGCGGCGAAGGGGACGAACGAACACCCGGAGACGGCGGCGAGCGUCAAGGACCGCGUAACGGACUUGGAGAGACGACAUGCAGAAGAGCUGCUUACCAUGUUCGAGUGGCAAGCAGAAGAUCACCUGAACAAUGCCUCAGACCUGUAUCAAUGUAAGUACGACCUUUUGGACAAGAAUGGUAGGCCAGACAACCAACUCGAGUCUUUCUAUAGGAUGUCAGAGUGCCGAUAUUCGUUUCAAUACGAUGACGCACUGUCUGCUAUUUCUUACGCACAUCACAGCACCAUUCUUCCGCUACAGAGGUCACGCAUAGCUCUUAUUGCUGCUGAGGAGGAUGCACGUCGUCGAAGGGACGCUCAGUUUCCUUCAGACAUAACGAAAUACCAUGAGAUCCGCAGUAAGGAUGUGCAGGUGCGCAUCGCGCUGUUCUUGAUGGCAGACAGUAUAGCGAAAGAACGCAUGCUCACCAAAUUCGGAUGGGCGUGGAGGCAGGUCCAGAAUCUGAUUGAUGAGUACGACCAUAAUACCGCAUUCAAAGUGGAGGUGCAUGACUGCGUGCGCGACGUGGAAGCCCGCGAUCCGCGACGACGGCCUUCUCUCGCAUCCGUCGUUUGA
Molecule: messenger RNA, 822 nt
Organism: Sparassis crispa
Lineage: Eukaryota; Fungi; Basidiomycota; Agaricomycetes; Polyporales; Sparassidaceae
Exons: 5
Coding region: 1-822 (273 amino acids)
Source: RefSeq, a predicted model, not a curated record